AUGCCAGAUUCCAACACAACCGACUUCACCAACCCGUCCACUUUCAUCCUGCUGGGCAUCCCUGGUCUGGAGGCGGCCCACGUUUGGAUCGCCAUCCCCUUCUGCGCCAUGUACGCCAUCGCCCUCUUGGGGAACUUCACCAUCCUGUUCAUCAUAAAGAGGGAGCUGAGCCUUCAUGGGCCCAUGUACUAUUUCCUCUGCAUGCUGGCCGUCAUUGAUUUGGUCGUGUGUACAUCCACUGUUCCCAAAAUGCUGCGCAUCUUCUGGUUCAAUUCAAGGGAGAUCAAUUUCAGUGCCUGCCUCACCCAGCUGUUCUUCAUUCAUAGCUUCUCAGGGAUGGAGUCUGGGAUAUUGGUGGCCAUGGCUUUCGAUCGCUACGUGGCCAUUUGUGAUCCUCUGAGACAUUCCACCAUCCUGACAAACCAUGUGGUAGCAAAGAUUGGCCUAACCGUGGUGCUGCGCAGCAGCAUCAUCUCACUGCCCUACCCCUUCCUGGUGAGGCAGUGGCCGUAUUGCAGAACCAAUGUCAUCCCUGAGCCGUUCUGCGUGCACAUUGCCGUGGUGAAGCUGGCCUGUGCCGACACCCGUGUGAGCAGUUACUAUGGCCUCUUUGCGCUAUUCUGUGUGUUGGGUCUGGAUGCAAUUUUUAUUGUAAUAUCCUACAUCCAGAUCCUCAGGGCCAUCUUUAGACUUCCCACCAGGGAUGCCCGGCACAAGACUUUUGGGACUUGUAGCUCACACCUCUGUGCUAUCCUAAUCUUCUACAUCCCCGGUCUCUUCUCCUCCCUGACAUACCGGUUUGGCCAGAAUGUGCCCCAGCAUUUCCAUGUUCUUAUUGGCAACGUGUACCUUCUGGUGCCCCCCAUGCUCAACCCCAUCAUCUAUGGGGUGAGGACCAGUCAGAUCUGGAAGAGCCUCUUCUGA
Molecule: messenger RNA, 924 nt
Organism: Pelodiscus sinensis (Chinese soft-shelled turtle)
Lineage: Eukaryota; Metazoa; Chordata; Testudines; Trionychidae
Product: olfactory receptor 52R1-like
Biological process (GO): G protein-coupled receptor signaling pathway
Cellular component (GO): plasma membrane
Molecular function (GO): G protein-coupled receptor activity; olfactory receptor activity
Source: RefSeq, a predicted model, not a curated record